GGGACCGCAGGAUGAGUGCGCAACAAUAUUUAUAGUCCUCCGCCAGACCUUACUUCGCCAUAAUACACCAUGAAGAUUGUCUCCGAGUCCGAGCUCAAGGAGCACAACAACGCCACCAUAAAAGGCGCCGUCGAGGGUGCAGCGCUAGGCUCUGCCAUCGCCCUCCCGUCGUUUUGGUUGCUCAACAAGCGGUGGCCGUACUACCGCCAGCUCCCGCUCCCACUCAAGGCUUUCGGCGCGGUCAUCGUCAUCGCCCCCCUUAUUUCUAUUCGCGCGGAGCACGCUGGGCUCGAGUACGAGCGGUCAAAAUGGACUGGAGUGGGCAAGAUGGAGAUCGACCGGCAGGCUGAGGAGGAGAACCGGCGCUGGGCAUCGCUCGGCAUGAAGGACAAGGCCGCGGAGUGGGCUGCGAACCACCAGCUGAGUGUGAUCAGCGGCACCUGGGCGCUCUCGGUUGCAGCGAUCGGGAGCUACAUCAUGAAAGACCCCUUGCAGACGACGCCGCAGAAGGUUGUUCAAGUCCGUGUGUGGGCUCAAGGCAUCACCAUUGGAGUAUUGAUUGCCGCCGCCGUGUUCACUCAUGCACAGCGGAGGGAAGCGGCUGCCAACAAAACGAAGAACAACGACCAUACCUGGGCCCAUGUGAUUGAGGAGCAGCAGCGGGCCAAGGAGAAUGCUAAAGCAGAGUAGAAUGGGCCACUGAUUGGUGUGCACUGAAGACCCAAGUUGUAGGCUACCAUGUAAUGUUAGAUUGUACCUUUGUAUUUAUAGUUUGCGAACUGAUAAUUCGAUACGGUACCAUUGGAUCAAAAGUACCGUCCCAUUUCAUUCUUGUCAGACUGAAUGAUGCUGGCAUGGGUGAGGGCUCAGGCAGAAUCUAUAUCCAAUAAGGCUAAGUAAGGAAUUAAGACACAACGAAGGUCGGACACCAGGAUAUGGGAUAAGUAAGUGUAAGUGGUAUUCGUCACGAGUACGAACUGUGCCUUGAUAGAUAGAUAUACGCUUUUAAGCCUGGCCGUAGAAGCGCCACGCGAAGUAUGCGCC
Coniophora puteana RWD-64-598 SS2 is the source of this 1044-nucleotide messenger RNA. Its product is annotated as mitochondrion protein. NCBI's taxonomy places the organism in Eukaryota, Fungi, Basidiomycota, Agaricomycetes, Boletales, Coniophoraceae. Gene Ontology annotation, cellular component: mitochondrial inner membrane. The record is from RefSeq and is a predicted model, not a curated record. Gene Ontology annotation, biological process: mitochondrial respiratory chain complex IV assembly. The transcript has 7 exons. The coding region runs from base 70 to 690 and encodes 206 amino acids.